CGGCGAUGUCAUCGCCAGGUACCGAACACAUAGUCAAACAUUCACUGAACCACCGGACGAUUCACGCGCUCCUCCCACGAUGGAAGUUUGGGAUUCCCGGUGACACAGACAUCCCAGACGCGUAUUCGAAUUCCCCGGUUCCCAGCAUUGCGCCUUGCUUCAGCAGCUGCCUACAGACGGCCUACCACAUCGCAUAGCCCAUCCAACAUGAACCCACACAUAUCGCUCCCAAGGCCAACAGGCGGCCCGUCGAACUUUGGAUCGACCCCAUCGUCACGGCGGAAUGAGGUCAAGAUGCCGCGUUUCUUCAAGCGCAUGUUCAAGUUUCCACAGAUGGACUUUGAGAUGGCCAUAUGGGAGAUCAUGAGCCUAAUAAUAGCACCCAAGAAGGUGUUCCGACAAAUCUACUAUCAUAAACAAACCACCAAGACAUACCACCGCCCCGACCCAUCAUUCACAUACCUACUCUCCUUCUUCCUCACUCUCACAUCACUUGCGUGGGGCUUCGCAUACGCCGAUGGCUUUACACAGACCCUUCAUAUUACCAUGGUCUUCAUAUUUGGGCACUUUUUGGUGCUAUCACUGUUGAUCGCAACGCUGUUCUUCUUCCUAGUCGGCCGGUUAUUGGGUCCGGACAACACAUUGCUACCUGGGCGACGGAGAGGACUAUACAACUUGGGAGAAGACUCAGGCAAGGAAGAGCUGGAGUUUGGUUACUGCUGGGAUGUCGCCAUCAGAGCGUUUGUGCCAGUCUGGGUGUUUCUCUACGUUGUGCAGUUCAUAUGCAUGCCAUUGAUUGGCACUCACCACUGGUUCUCACUGCUGCUUUCGAACACACUCUACCUGCUCGCGCUAAAUUACUACUUCAUCAUCACGUUUUUGGGCUACAAGGAAUUGCCCUUCCUACACCAUACCGAGCUCCUUCUAGUUCCGGUAGCUGUUAUGGCAAUACUCUGGUUUGCGUCCCUCUUCGGUUUCAACAUGUCGACACACUUCGCGCCAGUAUUAUGGACCGGCGCCAAGUUGCGGAAACACGUCUGAUGCUAUGCGCAGGGGAGGAAUGUAGGGGAUGCACAUGUAGAGGGAAAUCAAAAACACGGCGCAACACAGCAUUGAUUGCACAAGGACUUCUGGAAUUAGGGUUGUUCAAUGCCGGAAUACAAAUGAUUCUAGCGAAGAAGUGAACCAUCUUAGAUACAUAGCGAGCGUGCACUGAAUACCGUCCAAUGCCAUAACAAUCAGCGUAUCAAUAUAUAUACAUUCAUGGAUCUACAUAUAUAUACACGAUGAAGGGUAACCCUCAAUCCCCUCAAUCAUC
This is a messenger RNA of Alternaria alternata, 1318 nucleotides long. Its product is annotated as UNC-50 family protein. The transcript has 3 exons. The record is from RefSeq and is a predicted model, not a curated record. Gene Ontology annotation, cellular component: Golgi membrane. The coding region runs from base 208 to 1041 and encodes 277 amino acids. Lineage: Eukaryota; Fungi; Ascomycota; Dothideomycetes; Pleosporales; Pleosporaceae.